Molecule: messenger RNA, 1184 nt
Organism: Spodoptera exigua (beet armyworm)
Lineage: Eukaryota; Metazoa; Arthropoda; Insecta; Lepidoptera; Noctuidae
Source: the annotation of a GenBank genome assembly
CAGUCUCUUUCAUUCUGUCAGUUCACGAAACGUUGUUGUCGUAACGAGGUUAUUUUCGUGAACGAUUUUAAAUUUAAUUUAAAUUAAUUCCCAAAAAAUAUAAGUACAGUUUGCAAUAUCCUAGCAAAUGAUAAUUGAUUGCCUGAUUAAUAAUCACUAAAAUCAAAAUGGCAUCGCUGUCUAGAUUUCAAAAGAUCGCUCUUAUAAGUUUGGGUGCCGUCGGAGGCGGUUUGGCAUACUACAGAAUAAAUAGUGAUAAAAAUGAAAGGAAAUACAGCGCUUUCAAUUCGUGGACGACGAAUUUUACUCCUAGCGUGCAGUGGGAUAAAAAUUGGGACCACCGUGAACCAGAAUGUAUAGUAAAACCAAUACGGCAUGGACGUGAGGAAGAUGACAACAAGUAUAAUGAGAAACUGGAAAAAGCCAAGAGCAGAGCUGUGAGGCACCUGUUCCUCAUCAGACACGGACAGUACAAUGUUGAUGGAGCCAAGGAUAAGGACAGGACUCUUACGGACUUAGGAAGACUCCAAGCGGACUUCACAGGCCAAAGACUGGCUCUUCUAGACAUCAAAUGGGACCUAUUAGUUCAGUCCACGAUGACACGAGCUCAGGAAACUGCCAAUAUCAUAGCCAAACAUCUUGAUAAGAAUAUUGAAGUGAAGAAUUGUCAGCUCAUUGAGGAAGGAGCCCCUAUACCUCCAGAACCUCCCGUUGGACAUUGGAGACCAGAGCCAAAACAGUUCUUUCAGGACAGUGCGCGGAUAGAGGCAGGGUUCCGUCGCUACUUCUACAGAGCGCCGCCGGAGCAGACUGAAGAUUCCUACACGUUGUUGGUCUGCCAUGCUAAUGUCAUCCGGUAUUUUGUGUGCAAGGCACUCCAAUUCCCACCUGAAGGUUGGCUUCGGAUAUCAUUGAACCACGCCUCAAUCACAUGGAUAUCCAUUAUGCCUAAUGGAAAUGUAGUCCUGCGGUCCUUGUCUGAUACCGGCCACAUGGAGCCUAAGUACAUCACUAGCCGUAAUAGCAGUUUGAAAAGGAAUGCCAAGAAUCGAGGUAAGGAGAGCAAGGGAUAAAAAAUAACAUUUCAACGCAAAUUAUCGCGGUCAACUAAACUUAUAGUUUGAAACCUAUUGAUCAAUUUUAUUCCUAAAAUAUUUUGUCGUGCUUUUCCUUUACAAUGUUUG